Messenger RNA from Cynara cardunculus var. scolymus (artichoke), 1141 nucleotides. Its product is annotated as stearoyl-[acyl-carrier-protein] 9-desaturase 6, chloroplastic-like. Gene Ontology annotation, molecular function: stearoyl-[ACP] desaturase activity. The transcript has 2 exons. NCBI's taxonomy places the organism in Eukaryota, Viridiplantae, Streptophyta, Magnoliopsida, Asterales, Asteraceae. Gene Ontology annotation, biological process: fatty acid biosynthetic process. Bases 89 to 1099 code for a protein of 336 amino acids. The record is from RefSeq and is a predicted model, not a curated record. Gene Ontology annotation, cellular component: chloroplast stroma.
AACCACCGCUUUCCGCCGCAUACGGCCACCCUCAGCCGUCGCUGCACCACCUCUCACCACCAACAUCCGCCAGGCUGUUACCCAUUCCAUGCCUCCAGAAAAAGUCGACAUCUUUAAGUCGCUUGAAUCUUGGGCUGCUGAAUCCGUCCUCCCACUCCUCAAACCCGUCGACCAAUGCUGGCAGCCGACUGAGUUCCUUCCGACGUCUUCACAGCCGUUUGAUCAAUUCACUGAUGAAGUGCGAGCCCUACGCGACCGGUCGUCCGAUCUGCUGGACGACUACUUUGUGGUUCUCGUUGGUGAUAUGAUCACCGAGGAUGCUUUACCAACGUAUCAGACCAUGAUUAACACCCUUGAUGGGGUGCGGGAUGAGACCGGUGCAAGCCCCAACCCAUGGGCCAUGUGGACCCGGGCUUGGACCGCCGAAGAAAACCGCCACGGUGACUUGCUUCGUACCUAUCUUUAUCUUUCGGGUCGGGUGGAUAUGAAAAUGAUCGAAAGGACUGUCCAGUACUUGAUCGGAUCCGGCAUGGAUCCAGGAACAGAAAAUAACCCGUAUUUAGGGUUCGUUUACACUUCGUUUCAAGAACGCGCCACUUUCGUGUCACACGGCAACACAGCACGGCUAGCCAAGGACGGCGGAGAUCCAGUGCUGGCACGGAUAUGCGGCACCAUAGCUUCCGACGAAAAACGCCAUGAAAAUGCUUACGUGAAAAUAGUGGAGAAACUACUGGAAGUGGAUCCGACGGGUGCGAUGAUGGCGAUUGCAGACAUGAUGAGGAAGAAGAUCACGAUGCCAGCUCACCUGAUGUACGACGGGCAGGAUCCAUCUUUGUUCGAGCAUUUCUCGGCGGUGGCACAGAGGCUCGGGGUUUACACAGUGGAUGAUUACGCUGAUAUAUUGGAGUAUUUAAUCGGACGGUGGAAACUGGAGAAGAUGGAAGGAUUGACGGGUGAGGGAAGGCGUGCACAGGAGUUUGUGUGUGGGUUAGCGCCGAGAAUCAGAAAGUUGCAGGAACGAGCAGAUGAGCGGGCAAAGAAGAUGGGACCGCGUGGUGUGAAGUUUAGUUGGAUUUUCAAUAAGGAGGUUAGGGUGUAAAUUGGUCAAAUUUUGGUCUUUUCUUUUCCUUUUCGUAAGCUU